Molecule: messenger RNA, 802 nt
Organism: Vitrella brassicaformis
Lineage: Eukaryota; Vitrellaceae
Source: the annotation of a GenBank genome assembly
UUACAGCACAGUGCAGCCAUCCAUAUAUACAGCCGCGUGUAUUGACCGCACGCUCGCCCGAGCCAGGCGACCAUCACGUCCAUAUACGUAUCCCUGACAUACAUACAGAUGUCCGCAUACACAUAUCCACAUGUGUGAUGCAGGAGGUCCUUUGUGUCUGCGUUCGCUCUGUAUGCGUCCGCACGAUACAUGAUUCCGUACCUGUCCCCGAGAGUGAGGCUGCAGAGAGUGAGGCUGCCACCUGCACUGCCACUGGCACAGGCAGAAGAUGAGAAAGAAGCACACCUCCGGGCAGCGGUGGCCGCACAUUGCACGCGGUGCCGCGAAUUCAACAGGGAGUCCAGCAGCGACACAGUCGUCUGGUGUAUGAAGGGGCGCGACUACUACAUGUGAACAGGCCACACAACUGUGCUGAUGCUUUGAUCUCUCCUCUCCUUACGUGAUUGCAUCGUGCUCUCGCUGUUGUUGUUUGCAUGUCUAUGUCUGCAGAGCCAAACACACGUCUUUUUCCGUCCUGCUCUGCUUUUUCUCUUACAACAAUUAAGUGCCCACCUUCCUCCCUGCACACCUGCCCGAGAGAUCUGCUGAUGUGGCCUCACCCACACCUGAUAGCAACCAUUCAACAGCAAACAUCCAUGUGUGCGCGGCCGAUGCUGGGAUCUCUUCUUGCAUGACUACGUGGUGCUCUGGCUGCCUGCGUGUGCGUAUCUGCGCUGCCAAACGGACAUCUUUUUGGCCCUGGUGCCUGCGUGUACAUGCUAAUUCAUCGCCCACGUGCUAAUUCAGGAGUGCCCACCUUCAU